Cladocopium goreaui is the source of this 315-nucleotide messenger RNA. NCBI's taxonomy places the organism in Eukaryota, Dinophyceae, Suessiales, Symbiodiniaceae. The record is from the annotation of a GenBank genome assembly.
CAAGCCCCGCUAAAGAAAUCAACCCGAAAGUCGGCGCAAAAGUCGGAGCAAAAGUCCGAGCAAAAGUCGGAGCAAAAGUCCGAGCAAAAGUCGGAGCAAAAGUCAGAGCAAAAGUCGGAGCAAAAGUCGGAGCAAGAGUCGGCGCAAAAGUCGGCGCAAAAGUCGGCGCAAAAGUCGGCGCAAAAGUCGGCGCAAAAGUCGGCGCAAAAGUCGGAGCAAAAGUCGGCGCAAAAGUCGGCACAAAAGUGGGCGCAAAAGUCGGCGCGAAAGUCGGCGCAAAAGUCGGCGCAAAAGUUGGCGCAAAAGUCGGCGUAA